Wasmannia auropunctata (little fire ant) is the source of this 2859-nucleotide messenger RNA. RefSeq names its product adenosine kinase (gene Adk3). Gene Ontology annotation, cellular component: cytosol; nucleus. Gene Ontology annotation, molecular function: adenosine kinase activity. The record is from RefSeq and is a predicted model, not a curated record. The coding region runs from base 573 to 1688 and encodes 371 amino acids. NCBI's taxonomy places the organism in Eukaryota, Metazoa, Arthropoda, Insecta, Hymenoptera, Formicidae. Gene Ontology annotation, biological process: purine ribonucleoside salvage. The transcript is spliced from 6 exons.
ACGUGGCGCCGAAAUGUCGCCAUAUGAUCCCCCCCCUCCUCCGCCUGGCCGAAAAGUGACUUCACGCUCCGUUCAUGGAUAUCCACGCACGUCCACGGUCGUAGGCUCCACCACCACGGGAAUAAUUUAGGUUAUGGUGAAGAAAUGUGACGUACGCGGUGAGGGUGGGUGAGGGCGAAUCGCUGACGGGACGAGCGCGCGAUGUGACUGUCCGAAAUGAAUGGAGGGAGACCGAUGUGCACGCUCGACUCGCGCGAAUCCUCUCGACGACGUACCGGCACGCGAAGGCGGGAACACCCCGGACGAAGCGGCCGCGCGUCCGCUCGGCUGUUUUUUACAUAGUCCGCAAUUUUGGUAGCCUCGUAUCAGUCGUGUCUCGUUCAAUUCGGCGAUAACUUCACCAGUGCGUCACCUCGCACGCGAUAUUCUUGCUCUCCUCCCAACUUCUGCCUAGCUCUAGGAUUACUCGGCCCAUUCAGCGCAACAAUAGAUUAGGAUAGAUUAGGAUGAUCCGAAAGAUUCUGCCGACCUUCUAACGUUAGAAACUCGCUCUUCGAUACGGAAAAAAAAAAAUGGUAGAGAAGAUCCCGCUGCGGAAGACCAUCGCACGAUUGGACUUUCCAACGGUCAUAGCCUUCGGCAAUCCUCUGCUGGACAUUCUUGUGAUACUGAAGAACGACGAGCUGAUUAAGAAGUACAAUCUCAAGAUAGACGGCGAGACGGAGCUGUGCGAGAAGAAGCUGCAGGAAUUGAUAGCGGAUCUGCCGUCGGAGAUUGAACAGUAUACAAAUCCCGGAGGAUCUGCGCAGAAUACAUUGAGGAUCUUGCAGUGGCUCUGUGACGAGACUCACGAGUCCCAAAUCAGUAUUUUCUGCGGUGACCUCGGAAACGAUCAAAGAGGUUCGAUUUUAGAAAAAUUAGUUCGACUCGCAGGAGUCGACGCGAGGUACGCCGUACAUCCAACUUUGCCUACCGGAUUGUGCGUGUCUCUCGUGUACGGUACCUCCCGCAGCCUCGUCGCUAAUCUUGGCGCAGCUAGUGUAUAUACGUUAGACGAUCUGAAAAAGGCCAAUCUGCAAUUAGAUAGCGUAAAAAUAAUUUACAUCGAAGGGUAUUUCGUGACGCACAGCUUGGACGUGGCCAAGGAGCUGGUCAAGCGGGCGCAGGAGAAGAAUAUCAUUGUGGCGUUCAAUCUUAAUUCCUUUUACAUAUUCCAGGAUCAUCAAGCGGCCAUUUGCGAGAUGGUCGGCCACGCUAAGAUCGUAUUUGGCAACGCGAGGGAAAUGAUCGCGCUGGCACAGGCGUUGAAUGUCAAGUACGACGACGUCGCUGACAUACCCUUUCUGCUGAACAGCUUGAAGAGGAUCACGAUGGACGUUUCUAGCGCUAAUAGCAAAGACUGGCUGGCCGACGACGGUAUAUUCAUCAUGACGCGGGGCGGAAACGCGCCGGCGAUAAUCGUGUGGGGCAGGGGACAAUCCGUUCAGGUGCAGCCCGUCGUGCCUAAAACGCCUAUCGUGGACACAACCGGCGCCGGCGAUGCCCUGGUGGCUGGCUUCCUGGCCGGCGUCCUGGCCCGCUGGGAUCCGAAGAGUUGCCUAGAAUUGGGAUGCAAGGUCGCGUCCUGCAUGACAACCAGGCUCGGCGUCACGCUACCGAGCGGCGUGCCGCCGGACUUUCUGCCAUAACGGCUCGAUCUCUCUAGGACGCUAAUGAAACUAAUCGUUACCUGAAAUAACGUAUAAUCGCGCCGUUAUUUAUUGCCUGCAAAAGUUCUACUUUAUGUCUAUUUCUACCAGAUUAACUUUGAUCCAGGUUUAACUUACUUUGUAUCCUUUUCUACUUGUAAAAAUUAGAAAAGGAUAAAAAGUAAAUAAAAAAACCGUGAUUAAAGUUAAUCUACAUUGGUGGAAAUCGACAUUGCUACUAGCGAAUUAAUCGGCCGUUAGAGCGUAUGACUAGCAUUCCUCGUCGAUGUUACGUCCAUGUUCCGUUAGAUAUUUAUUUGAUAUUGAUUUUAUUUAUAGCAGGCGCGCGCGUGUCGCGUCGCGAAGUGAUAUAAUAUUCAGAGAAGAGUUUUAUUUAUUUGAUGACUACCGCGUCGCGUUGGAGUCGUCAGAGACUCGAGUCGUCAGACUACCGUACCUAUUUCUAAAUGCAGCGCUAGUAUUAUUAUUGUAUACAAAGUAAUACGAGGGGGGAGAAAUGUUAGAGAUUUCUCUCGGUAAUCGUUGCCACUAAUAGAUCUAUAGAUAAUUUAUCUAUCCGAUGUUGCAAUGUCCAGAAAUAUGUAACAGAGUUUGUAAUUGACAGUUAUACAAUAAGUUUCCCUUUCUAUUUUUUUAUUAUACAGUAUAGAGUGGCGUGUCGAUGUUGUUUAUGUCAUAUAGAUAUAUACAUACAAAUAUAUAUGCGCAAGGAAAUGUUAUAGAAAGCAUUCGCUUUCGUUUUACUUUCAUCUUUUCACAACGAUUUCCUAUUACGGUGUCUUCCUUGUUUCGAUUGUGUCAAUUUUCAAUCUUUCUAACGUGUAAAGUUAAUCCCCGAUCAAGCUCCGAUUAAUUUAAUCAAUAAUUUAUAAAGCAGUAUCACAAUAGCGGUAUCUCGUUAAUAUAUGGAUAUUUUUAAUGUUUUAAGGUAUUAUUUUGUUCCGACACUCGACGCUUAUUUUUAGUUUAAAAGCAGUAGUCAAAAUUGACGAAUAUCAAGCGUCAGUUUUGAUCACCUGAUAGCUGUUUUGACGUUAAAAAUGAACGUCGUGCGCCAGCAUGAAAAGGUUUAUUAUUUAACAGAAAAAGCAUAGGUCAAUUAUUGUACAGUUAAAUAAGCUAAAUAAAUUAUAUAAUUUAUAUAGUUAAA